CAAGGGCUUCCUGGCCCCGUCCCACCUCCCGCCUCCGGGACGCCGCUUAAAGUGUGCGGAGCAGGUGCCUUGGGUGGAGCAGCAACUUUGCGAGAGUGACUUGGCUGAGCGCGGCGCUCAUUCAUUGCCCGCAGGCGUCUCUCCAUCUGUCCGGCCGGCGGUCCAGCGAAAGGGGCUCCAGGCCCGACGCAGCCGCUACCCAGGGCACCGAGGCCAGCAGAGGGGCUGAGAGCGCGGCUCACCCUUGAGGACCGGGGCAGGCGACGGUGGCCGCGGCCAUGCAGUCCUGUGCCAGGGCGUGGGGGCUGCGCCUGGGCCGCGGGAUCGGGGGCUGCCGCCGCCUAGCUGGGGGAUCCGGGCCGUGUUGGGCGCCGCGGGGCCGGGACAGCAGCAGUGGCAGCGGGGACGACGCCGCGGCUGGGGCCUCGCGCCUCCUGGAGCGCCUUCUGCCCAGACACGACGACUUCGCUCGGAGGCACAUCGGCCCUGGGGACAAAGACCAGAAAGAGAUGCUGCAGACCUUGGGGCUGGCGAGCAUUGAUGAACUGAUCGAGAAGACGGUCCCUGCCAGCAUCCGUUUGAAAAGACCCUUGAAAAUGGAAGAUCCUGUUUGUGAAAAUGAAAUCCUUGCAACUCUGCAUGCCAUUUCAAGCAAAAACCAGAUCUGGAGAUCAUAUAUUGGCAUGGGCUAUUAUAACUGCUCAGUGCCACAGACGAUUUUGCGGAACUUACUGGAGAACUCAGGAUGGAUCACCCAGUACACUCCGUACCAGCCUGAAGUGUCUCAGGGGAGGCUGGAGAGUUUACUCAACUACCAGACCAUGGUGUGUGACAUCACAGGCCUGGACAUGGCCAAUGCAUCCCUGCUGGAUGAGGGGACUGCAGCCGCAGAGGCGCUACAGCUGUGCUACAGACACAACAAGAGGAGGAAAUUCUUUGUUGACCCCCGUUGCCACCCACAGACAAUAGCUGUUGUCCAGACUCGAGCCAAAUAUGCUGGAGUCCUCACUGAGCUGAAGUUACCCCAUGAAAUGGACUUCAGUGGAAAAGAUGUCAGCGGAGUGUUGUUCCAGUACCCAGACACGGAGGGGAAGGUGGAAGACUUUACAGAACUCGUGGAGAGAGCUCAUCAGAGUGGGAGCCUGGCCUGCUGUGCUACUGACCUUUUAGCUCUGUGCAUCUUGAGACCACCUGGAGAAUUUGGGGUAGACAUAGCUCUGGGCAGCUCACAGAGAUUUGGAGUGCCACUGGGCUAUGGGGGACCCCAUGCAGCCUUUUUCGCUGUCAGAGAAAGCUUGGUGAGAAUGAUGCCUGGAAGAAUGGUGGGGGUAACAAGAGAUGCCACUGGGAAAGAAGUGUAUCGUCUUGCUCUUCAAACCAGGGAGCAACACAUCCGGAGAGACAAGGCUACCAGCAACAUCUGUACAGCUCAGGCCCUCUUGGCGAAUAUGGCUGCCAUGUUUGCAAUCUACCAUGGUUCCCGUGGGCUGGAGCAUAUUGCCAGGAGGGUACAUAAUGCCACUUUGAUUUUGUCAGAAGGUCUCAAGCGAGCAGGGCAUCAACUCCAGCAUGACCUGUUCUUUGACACCUUGAAGAUUCAGUGUGGCUGCUCAGUGAAGGAGGUGUUAGGCAGGGCUGCUCAGCGGCAGAUCAAUUUUCGGCUCUUUGAGGAUGGCACACUUGGUAUUUCUCUUGAUGAAACAGUCAAUGAAAAAGAUCUGGACGACUUGUUGUGGAUCUUUGGUUGUGAGUCAUCUGCAGAACUGGUUGCCGAAAGCAUGGGAGAGGAGCGCAGAGGUAUUCCAGGGUCUGUGUUCAAGAGGACCAGUCAGUUCCUCACCCAUCAAGUGUUCAACAGCUACCACUCUGAAACAAAUAUUGUCCGGUAUAUGAAGAAACUGGAAAAUAAAGACAUUUCCCUUGUUCACAGCAUGAUUCCACUGGGAUCCUGCACCAUGAAGCUGAAUAGUUCAUCUGAACUUGCACCUAUCACAUGGAAAGAAUUUGCAAACAUUCACCCCUUUGUGCCUCUGGACCAAGCUCAAGGAUAUCAGCAGCUUUUCCGAGAGCUUGAGAAGGAUUUAUGUGAACUCACAGGUUAUGACCGGAUCUCUUUCCAGCCAAACAGUGGAGCCCAGGGGGAAUAUGCUGGACUGGCCACUAUCCGAGCCUACUUAGACCAGAAAGGAGAGGGGCACAGAACGGUUUGCCUCAUUCCGAAAUCAGCACAUGGGACCAACCCAGCAAGUGCCCACAUGGCAGGCAUGAAGAUUCAGCCUGUGGAGGUGGAUAAAUACGGGAAUAUCGAUGCAGCUCACCUCAAGGCCAUGGUGGAUAAGCACAAGGAGAACCUAGCAGCCAUCAUGAUUACGUACCCAUCCACCAAUGGGGUGUUUGAAGAGAAUAUCAGCGAUGUGUGUGACCUCAUUCAUCAGCAUGGAGGACAGGUCUUCCUCGACGGGGCAAAUAUGAAUGCUCAGGUGGGAAUCUGUCGCCCUGGAGACUUUGGGUCUGAUGUCUCACACCUAAAUCUUCACAAGACCUUCUGCAUUCCCCACGGAGGAGGUGGUCCUGGCAUGGGGCCCAUCGGAGUGAAGAAGCAUCUUGCCCCAUUUUUGCCCAAUCAUCCCAUCAUUUCACUAAAGCUGAAUGAGGAUGCCUGUCCUGUGGGAACCAUCAGCGCCGCCCCAUGGGGCUCCAGUUCCAUCUUGCCCAUUUCCUGGGCUUAUAUCAAGAUGAUGGGAGGCAAGGGGCUUAAACAAGCCACGGAAACUGCAAUAUUAAAUGCCAACUACAUGGCCAAGCGAUUAGAAAAACACUACAGAAUUCUUUUCAGGGGUGCAAGAGGUUAUGUGGGUCAUGAGUUUAUCUUGGACACAAGACCUUUCAAAAAGUCUGCAAAUAUUGAGGCUGUGGAUGUGGCCAAGAGACUCCAGGAUUAUGGAUUUCAUGCCCCUACCAUGUCCUGGCCUGUGGCAGGGACCCUCAUGGUUGAGCCCACUGAGUCGGAGGACAAGGCAGAGCUGGACAGAUUCUGUGAUGCCAUGAUCAGCAUUCGGCAGGAAAUUGCUGACAUUGAGGAGGGCCGCAUCGACCCCAGGGUCAAUCCGCUGAAGAUGUCUCCACACUCCCUGACCUGCGUUACAUCCUCCCACUGGGACCGGCCUUAUUCCAGAGAGGUGGCAGCAUUCCCACUUCCCUUCGUGAAACCAGAGAACAAAUUCUGGCCAACCAUUGCCCGGAUUGAUGACAUAUAUGGAGAUCAGCACCUGGUUUGUACCUGCCCACCCAUGGAAGUUUAUGAGUCUCCAUUUUCUGAACAGAAGAGAGCCUCUUCUUAGUCCUCUGUCGAUAAGUUCCAAGGACUGAUCUGAUGCCUCUCCUCAGAGCAUUUUAUAAGCAAGAAAGAUUUCAUCUCACAGCCCUGCCUCAAGUAGGCGUCUUAUAUACUAUGUAUAUAUAUAUCUUUGUAAUCUGUCAAGGUAAAUGUAAAUACAGUAGCUGGAGGGAGCUGAAGCUGACUGUUGGAAGAUGGAUUUGCUUUGGUUAUUUUGCUUCCACACGUGCCAGUUGCCUGGAUUGGGAGCCAUUUUGUUUUUUUGCAUAGAAAUUCUUAGGAACUUAAACAGUGUUGCAAGUUUGCAGACAUAGAGGCUAUCCUGGAGACUCAACAGACUUGUAUUUGUUCCAAAAAAGUCCGUGUGGACUGUGCCAUCUGUGGGAAAUCCCAGGGAAAAUGUUUACAUUUUGUAUACCCUGAGCAACUCUUUUUCCUCUAAUAUGCUUAACCUGUAAUCACAUUUCUGAGUGUUUUCCUCUUUUUCUGUGUGUGGGUUUUUUUUAUCUGCAUUUAUUAGUAUUCUAAUAAUAAAAGCAUUUCAAUUGGAAGAA
Molecule: messenger RNA, 3891 nt
Organism: Saimiri boliviensis boliviensis (Bolivian squirrel monkey)
Lineage: Eukaryota; Metazoa; Chordata; Mammalia; Primates; Cebidae
Gene: GLDC
Product: glycine decarboxylase
Biological process (GO): glycine decarboxylation via glycine cleavage system
Cellular component (GO): mitochondrion; glycine cleavage complex
Molecular function (GO): glycine dehydrogenase (decarboxylating) activity; glycine binding; lyase activity
Source: RefSeq, a predicted model, not a curated record